AUAAAUAGUUUUUUCUGGCCCUCACAAAAACAAACCACCCAUUUCUAAACUAACUGAACGGUGACUGGAGAAAUGCAUCCCCGUAGUGGUAAACUGAGCGUAAUUUCUUUCUUUUUAAAAACCGGAUUGUCUUGAGCAUACCGUAACUAAUCUGAAAUAAGUGAGUGGGAGCAAUUUUUGUUUUCUGUGGGUUGUUCAUUUCAAUUGCGGUUGUCUUUCGAUUUAUCUUCAUUCCAUUUUUCUUACUCCUGUUAUCUGCUUUCCUUCUUAAUAUUUUGACUUCGACCGGCUUGGAAUACUUUAUGCGGAGGUCGAUUUAAAUUUGCCUUCCAAGCGAAAAAAAAAACCUUUUUAAAUUAGUUCUCUUUCAUUUUACCGGUGUGAUUUUUGUACUGAAAUCGGUGACAUUGAAGGGAAAAAAUAAUAGCAAUAACAAUACUGAAAUACUGAAAAAAAUAAUACUGAAAAAUCAACACGCCUUCUAUAAAUAACGAACAAAAAUUAACACCAAAAUAGAGGAAAGCUUUAAAAGGCAAUCAUUCAUUACGUCAAUAAUUAAAUAGCUUCACUAUUGACGCAGGUAGUUUUAAAAAUAAACUUAAUCAUGACGAAAACAACGAAACGCUCUAGCGCUAAAAAGGUUCAAACGUCUUACAAGUUAAUAUGUCUCUAAAUUUUCUUACUUAAACAUAAGUGGGUUUCGUUUUGCCCUGAUUAAUCCAAAUGCAUUCCCUUUGAUGACAAAAUCCUUUCAUUUGAGUAGAGAAAACGACAUCGAUUAUAGUUUUGAGUCAGAAACAGAGAGUGAAAACCAAGUAUUGUUGCUGUAUUGUUGCAAGCCUCCUCAAAAAACAAUGUCGCGAAAAAAUGUGCAUUCGAAAACCAACUGCACCAAUUUCUUCGGGGUAAAAUCGUAUGUGCACAAGUUCUACGAGAACCAAAGUGCGGACCUGGAUGACUCGGAAUACGAGAGCACUCACCCGAAUGGUCUGGAAGACGAACACGUGACCCUUACUCCCCUUCCAAAAUAUCCAUGCGCAUACUCAAAAAGGUGGAACAAAUUUGUCUAUUUUGGGACUGUGCUGUUGGUUCUCGGAAUCCUCUUGUUGAUUUUCACUCACUCAAUUCCACUCAAGAAAGUCAUCGUCGGAUACCAAAACGGAGAAGCUCUUCAAGACAACAAAGCUGCUUUUUUCGACCGCGAAGUAGAGCUAGCCACCAUAAUCGGCCUAUCCGUGGUUCUGCUAGGAGGACUCAUACUCGCUUUUUCGAUAUUGCUUCCCGCUUUCUUCAAAGACGAAGACGAAUACCCGCCCGAUUACGUCAUCAAAGUUCCGGCUGACAAAGUAGUCUACAAGAGGUUGUCCAAAUCAGGAGACCAGAUUAUUCCACACAGCGGAAAAAUAGAAAACGUGCAACCUGCACCGGCUGAAAAUGCUGGCAUAAAAUUUUCAGUGAAAAUAGAAGAAAGAUAAAUUGUUGAAUACAGGGGCGGAUCUAGGAUUUUCUCGAGG
Messenger RNA from Symsagittifera roscoffensis, 1514 nucleotides. RefSeq lists its product as uncharacterized. Bases 738 to 1475 code for a protein of 245 amino acids. The record is from RefSeq and is a predicted model, not a curated record. Gene Ontology annotation, biological process: nervous system development. Gene Ontology annotation, cellular component: neuronal cell body; transport vesicle; neuron projection. The transcript has 3 exons. Lineage: Eukaryota; Metazoa; Xenacoelomorpha; Acoela; Convolutidae.